Monopterus albus (swamp eel) is the source of this 1008-nucleotide messenger RNA. Its product is annotated as olfactory receptor 2AT4-like. Gene Ontology annotation, cellular component: membrane. The transcript has a single exon. NCBI's taxonomy places the organism in Eukaryota, Metazoa, Chordata, Actinopteri, Synbranchiformes, Synbranchidae. The record is from RefSeq and is a predicted model, not a curated record. The coding region runs from base 16 to 1008 and encodes 330 amino acids. Gene Ontology annotation, biological process: detection of chemical stimulus involved in sensory perception of smell; G protein-coupled receptor signaling pathway. Gene Ontology annotation, molecular function: olfactory receptor activity; G protein-coupled receptor activity; odorant binding.
UUGUGGAGUUCAACUAUGUCAUUUCUCAGGACUGUUUUUAAUGACUCUGUUAUCAUUCAUCCUCCAGGCUUCUAUAUUACUGGAUUACAGACAUUUCCCUACAUCUUUCUAGCAUUUGUUUACGUGGUCACACUGCUGUUUAACUGUUUGGUGAUCUAUGUAAUUAUCUUAAAUUAUUGUUUACACACUCCAAAGUUUUUGGCUGUGGGCAACCUCGCAGUAAUUGAUGUAAUUCUAAGCACAAGUAUUAUUCCCAGCAUGAUAAAGGUUUUUCUCAUUAAGGAUAACUUUGUUCCAUUUAACAUGUGUUUAGUACAAAUAUAUGUUUACUAUAGCUUUGUGAGUUUGGAGUCAUAUGCUCUUGCUAUACUUGCCUAUGACAGGUUGAUCGCAAUAUGUUUCCCUCUGCAUCAGAACUCAAUCAACAUACUGCGAAGCAUGUCUUAUAUUAUUGGUUUGACUUGGUGUUUUAGUCUGGGAAUCAAUGGAUUUGGAACAGGUAUGAUGACUCGACUGUCUUUUUGCAAUUCCCUUAAAGUGUUCAGUUAUUUCUGUGAUUAUAUACCUGUGUAUACACUCGCCUGUAAUGAUUACACAAUGCAGAUAACUGUAGGCACUUCACUUACUUUCUUGAUUCUUAUUGUACCCUUUACUUUAAUUUGUCUGUCUUAUAUCAGCAUCCUGGUGACAGUGUAUAGGAUGAAAUCUUUAGACAGUCGAGUUAAAGCUUUGGGUACUUGUAUUGAACAUAUCAUCCUUGUUGCUGUAUUUUACAUUCCUCUCAUUACCAUUUUUAUUUUUGCCCUUUAUCUGCAUUUCAUUAAUGCGGACCUGCCAUUGCUAAGCAUGUCCCUGGCCUCUUGUACCCCACCCUGCAUCAAUCCUAUUGUGUACUCUUUGAAAACCAAAGAGAUCAGAAACAGAGCCCUGGCACUGGUAAGAAAAACUAAAAUUGGUACAGAUCAACUUAAGAAAAGACACUGGAGAGUUGUAACAAGAAAAAUGUAG